This is a messenger RNA of Cygnus atratus (black swan), 547 nucleotides long. RefSeq names its product mitochondrial ribosomal protein L51 (gene MRPL51). Gene Ontology annotation, molecular function: structural constituent of ribosome. Gene Ontology annotation, cellular component: mitochondrial large ribosomal subunit. The record is from RefSeq and is a predicted model, not a curated record. NCBI's taxonomy places the organism in Eukaryota, Metazoa, Chordata, Aves, Anseriformes, Anatidae. The transcript is spliced from 2 exons. Gene Ontology annotation, biological process: translation. The coding region runs from base 22 to 474 and encodes 150 amino acids.
GUUAGCGCCUGGGUGGCCGCCAUGUUGGCGCUGGUGAGGGCGGCGGGGCGGGCCCUGGCGGGCCGGGACCUGCCCGGGGCUUCGCGGGGCAUCAGCGGCGGCGAGGGGCGGCCGGGGCCUGCCCGGCCCGGGUGCGGGCCCUCCCUACCCCUCUCCUCCCCUCUGGCCGGGCUCUCGCGGACCUUCCGCGUGAGGGAGCCGCCGAAGCCGCAGCAGGUGGAUCGGUGGACGGAGAAGCGGGCCUUGUUCGGGGUCUACGACAACGUGGGCAUCCUGGGCGGCUUCCAGAUGCACCCGAAGGACCUCAUCGUGGGGCCCAAGUGGCUGCGGGGCUGGCGGGGGAACGAGCUGCAGAGGUGCCUGCGCAAGAAGAAGAUGGUGGGGGAUCGGAUGUUCGUGAGCGACUACCACAAGCUCAACAAGAGGAUCCGCUUCUUGUACCGGCGCUUCAAUCGCACCGGCAAGCACCGCUAGGAGGGACCGGGGGUUUGGCUUGCGGAGCGUGCUAUUGCGGCGUCACGGUCUGAAUAAACACAGCGUUCCUUCA